Coccidioides posadasii C735 delta SOWgp is the source of this 1878-nucleotide messenger RNA. RefSeq lists its product as uncharacterized. Lineage: Eukaryota; Fungi; Ascomycota; Eurotiomycetes; Onygenales; Onygenaceae. The record is from RefSeq and is a predicted model, not a curated record.
ACCAUGAGAGAGAAAGACAAGAGUUGAUGGAUUCAAGAUGAGAUCCUUUAGCAUAUUAUGAUAGGCUAUCGCAUCGUGUACAGUACCGCAUUUCCAGCACAACCUCUGCUGGAGGAGGCCGCGGGGCAAGCCCAAGCGACGAUGAACUAUGGGCGACCAGAGGGAAUUAGCGGUGCGACUUCUUGUGGGCGGGCCCCACCGGCUGCCACCCCAGCGGCGAAUCACGGGCGGCAGAGAGGGUGCCGCCAAGGAACGCCCCCUGAAGGAUGGGCGAAGGCCGGUGGACUUUCAGGCUUCGUGGCGCCCGCGACAGCAAAACAGUCGCCUUGAUUUCCAGCCGUCCAUCUGCACUAGUGCUGGGGCCAUGGGGGUACCCCCUAAACUCAUGCCUAAGGCACUCCUCGUUGUCCAAGUUGCGCGCUUUGUUGGGUCAGGGGCAUGAUCUCCAGCGUAAUCUCCCGGUUGCUACAAAAGUUGGCGGUCGUCCCCUGGUGUUUCGUGUUUCCUUUCUUUUUGUUCCGUUUCUUCCUCAUCCACACUGAUCUUUUUUUAUCCCUCAAGCAUAUCGCUUGCAGCUUUUUUUUUCGACUUCGGUCGCCGACACUCUUUUAUCCAACUAAUAUCACUCUCUUUUUUAUUUACCGCGCAAAUCGCGAUAAUCCACCCUUCUACACCUUUUUUCGCCGUUUUCUCCAGUUGAAAGUUUGAUACUUUUAAUCAGUCACAAUGCGUUUCACUGCUGCUUCCGUCGCUCUCUUCGCAGGCGCUGCCCUUGCCCUCCCCGGUUACGAGCAGACCGUCUAUUCCACGCGCGAGGUCAUCGUCACCGACUGCGGUCCUGAGGUCACUGACUGCCCCGGAAACAACCCUGUUCCCACCGGCACUGGCAUUCCUCAAGAGCCCGCCCCAACCGAGUACUCUACUCGCUACAUCACCGUGACCGACUGCGGCCCUGAGGUCACCGACUGCCCAGCUGAGUCCACUCGCACUGAGACUCUCGUUCCAACCGGCAGCGACGACAGCCCAACCGUCCCAACUGAGAACCCCCCAUACCCAACCGGCGGCAACCCAGGCCCAAGCACCUCCAUUGUCACUUACACCACUUGCAUCCCAACUACGACCACCUCUGUCGUCACCCUCCAGCCUCCGGUCGUCCCAACUGGUGGCGUGCCAACCGGUGGCGUCCCAUCUCAGCCAACUUGGCAACCAACCGGCGGUGUUCCCUCUGCCCCAAGCGGCUCUGGCGUUCCCCCACCACCAAAGGGCACCACUACUCCCCCACCAUUUGAGGGUGCUGCCAGCACCUUCGGUGGCUCCUUCGCCGUCGCUGGUCUCGCUGCCAUUGCUGCCGUUCUCUUCGCGUAGAUUUCUUUUCGUUGACGAUACCCACGAUCUGUUCCAUUGAUACCCCCUGUCGUCAUGUUUGCAACAUCAGGACGUUGGGCGUGCUAUUGGAGCAUUCUCUCUGGGCUUUUGAGGCGAGGAGGUUGAACGGGGUUGGGUAAACGGCGGUGGAUGUCCCCAGCUUCGCUGGCGGUUGACUUCGGAGACAUUGUCAAAGUAUCUUCUCAGGCGUCGAUCUCUAGCAGAGAGCGCACGUGCUGCUUUCAACUGUGGAUAUCUAUUUACUCAAGAAGACAAAUUGCCCUUUUUUCCCAUCUCGAAAGCUCGGCGGCCCCCCGUUCGUGCUUCCGUCGAACCGUUUUUGGCUGAUGUCCUUUUUUCUUUUUUCUUUUUUCUUAACAUGUAACAAUGCCUUGCUUGAAGAAAUAUGAGUAUAAUUUUUCUUUUUUCCCUUUCGCUUUGAGGUCUGGCCCUGUGCAUCGACACGAUGGGAAGGCUUGCCAGUGAUGAAUCUUUUAAAGAUACCUUUAGUAA